AUGUCACUUCCUCGGCUGUUCCGCGCUCCUUGCGCAGCGCGCGCACUCGCCCGACCAACCGUCCGACCGGACCCAUGCCUGCGGCUGCUCCCCACAUAUAAACCCUUCUCGACGUCGCGGAGGAGACAGGAUAGUUUGGCCGUCGACGACGAGGCGGCCGCCAAACUGCCGGGCAUCGACCCGAGCAAGCUGGAGGUGACCAAGACAAUCACUCCGAAAGAGCUGGUGCCCAACAAGGAUCUUGUGUUUGGACGAACAUUCACUGACCAUAUGCUUUCGAUCGAAUGGACGGCGUCUCAAGGCUGGCAGACUCCUCGAAUAACGCCGUACCAAAACCUGUCCCUCGACCCGGCGACCUGCGUGUUCCACUACGCCUUCGAAUGCUUCGAGGGCAUGAAAGCCUACAAAUCCCAACACGACGGGUCGCUGCGCCUGUUCCGCCCGGACAAGAACAUGGCGCGACUGAACAAAUCCGCGGCUCGCAUCGCGCUGCCCACCUUCGAAGGAGACAAGCUGGUCGACCUGAUCGGGAAACUGUGCAAGCUGGACGAACGCUUCAUCCCGUCCGAAAAGGGCUACUCGUUAUAUCUCCGACCGACGUUGAUCGGCACGCAGCGCACUCUGGGCGUCGGCCCGCCGGGGUCCGCACUGCUGUUCGUCAUCGCGUCGCCCGUCGGCCCCUACUAUCCUACAGGCUUCAAGGCCAUUUCGCUGGAAGCCACCGACUAUGCCGUCCGCGCCUGGCCCGGUGGCGUCGGCGACAGUAAACUCGGCGCCAACUACGCGCCGUGUAUCGUGCCGCAAUUGAAGGCCGCGAAGAAGGGCUUGCACCAGAACCUGUGGCUGUUCGGGGAGGAGGAGAAUAUCACCGAGGUCGGCACCAUGAAUCUGUUCGUGUGCAUCAAGAACAAGGAGACCGGCCAGAAGGAAUUGCUGACCGCGCCGCUGGACGGGACCAUCCUCGAGGGUGUCACGCGAGACUCGGUGCUGGCGCUCGCCCGCGAACGGUUGGUGCCCGAGGGCUGGAAGGUCCAAGAGCGCUAUGUCAAGAUGCAGGAACUCGCAGAUGCCGAGGCCGACGGCCGCUUGGUCGAAGUCUUCGGCGCCGGCACCGCCGCCAUCGUCGCGCCCGUGAGGAAGAUUUCGUGGAGAGACCGCCUGAUCGACUGCGGCCUGAAGGAGACCGAGGAGGCCGGUGAGGUCGCGCUCAAGAUGAAGAACUGGAUCGAGGGCAUCCAGUACGGCGAUGAACCACAUCCUUGGAGUGUUAAGAUCCCCUGA
Molecule: messenger RNA, 1281 nt
Organism: Capronia coronata CBS 617.96
Lineage: Eukaryota; Fungi; Ascomycota; Eurotiomycetes; Chaetothyriales; Herpotrichiellaceae
Product: branched-chain amino acid aminotransferase
Exons: 2
Coding region: 1-1281 (426 amino acids)
Biological process (GO): L-leucine biosynthetic process; L-valine biosynthetic process
Cellular component (GO): mitochondrion
Molecular function (GO): branched-chain-amino-acid:2-oxoglutarate transaminase activity
Source: RefSeq, a predicted model, not a curated record